UCUUGCCUCGGAACUCGCUAGUUGAAAAUAAUGAAAGCUGAGAGUUUGAUGUCCAGAGAUGAAAGUUUGAUGUCCAGAGAUGAAAUUAUUAAAUCUGCGUUACGUUUUGAUGACAUUUAUAAUUCUCACCUCGUACUUUGCUCAUGGGUAUGUUGAAGAGUGCCGGAGCAGAAUGUACCCUCCAAAAGGUCCAACAUUUAAAGGCAAUGUUACCUGGUACACUGUGAACCUUGAUUCACCCCCCAGCGAGCGGUGGAGGCAUGUGAUGAUGGAUAAAAAACCUGAACUGUUAACAAUGAUACAGGCAAUAAAGGAUUUAGCUGGUGGGUUUUUCCAUGGACAAAUACUUCAUUUAGUAGACAAAGAGUUGCCUUUAAUUGUGGACACACUUCCUUACCCUUUUAAUGAGGAGAUCAAAGGAGUGGCUGUUGUCACUGGUGUCCCUUUGGGAGAAGUUGUGCUGUUUAAUAUCUUCUAUGAAGUUUUCACCGUGUGCACAUCAGUAGUUACAGAAGACUUAAAUGGCAACAUUUAUCAUGCUCGGAAUUUGGACUUUGGAUUGUUCUUGGGGUGGGAUCAAAAAAAUCAAACCUGGACCCUAACUGAGAAGCUCAAACUGCUUGUGGUGAAUAUUGACUUUAGUCAAAACAAUAGAACGCUGUUCAGAUCCACCAGCUUUGCAGGAUAUGUGGGAAUCCUCACUGGCAUCAGACCUAGAGAAUUCACUCUAACAAUGAAUGAGCGUUUCAGCAUUGAUGGAGGGUACAUAGGAAUCCUCGAAUGGAUUUUUGGCAAGAGAGAGGGAAUGUGGAUGAGCUUUCUUACCCGCAAGGUCCUGGAGAACGCGACCAGUUAUGAAGAUGCCAAGAAACAGCUCGCUAUGACCGAAUUACUUGCCCCAGCCUACUUCAUCUUGGGUGGAAACCAGACUGGCCAAGGUUGUGUCAUAACCAGAACUAGAGUCAACACACUGGAUAUCUGGGAGAUUGAUUUAAAGCUUGGCAGAUGGUAUGUGCUUGAAACGAACUAUGAUCACUGGGACGAGCCAUUCUUCUUGGAUGAUCGCCGUACACCAGCUAUGAAAUGCAUAAAUAAAACCACACAAGCAAACAUUAGCUUGCAGACUAUAUAUGAUGUUCUUUCAACAAAACCAGUUCUAAACAAGCUGACCACCUACACUUCACUAAUGGAAGUCUCAACUGGUAAACUGGAGUCUUAUGUUAGGGCCUGUCCAAGUCCGUGCACACCCUGGUGAUUCAUCCAGCACUACUGAGCACAAUGGUGAAGGUGGGCAGGUUGAUUGUGAUGAUGGACAAGGGGCCUCUCUGUCAGUGCUAUGGCGAAAGGCAACGUAUCUAUUGCCGUCACCCCACUGCGAAAAAGACCACUGUUGUUAGGAGGUUAAUUCAUGUUAACUGACAUGAAUCCCAUUCUGGAUGCAAAGGACUGUGCUACCAUGAAUGAUUUUAAAUAGAAAAUGUAAAGAUUUUAUUUUAAUCAUUUUUGAACAAAGAAGCAUUUACUUUUGCAAAUAAAAGUAAGACAAAUACUGUAAUUUAAUAAAUUGUUUUUUUUAUAA
Molecule: messenger RNA, 1579 nt
Organism: Electrophorus electricus (electric eel)
Lineage: Eukaryota; Metazoa; Chordata; Actinopteri; Gymnotiformes; Gymnotidae
Gene: asah1a
Product: N-acylsphingosine amidohydrolase (acid ceramidase) 1a
Biological process (GO): fatty acid metabolic process
Cellular component (GO): lysosome
Molecular function (GO): N-acylsphingosine amidohydrolase activity; fatty acid amide hydrolase activity
Source: RefSeq, a predicted model, not a curated record